Messenger RNA from Symbiodinium sp. CCMP2592, 1785 nucleotides. NCBI's taxonomy places the organism in Eukaryota, Dinophyceae, Suessiales, Symbiodiniaceae. The record is from the annotation of a GenBank genome assembly.
AUGGCGGCUCCUUCUGACACUACGGCACUGGACAGCCUUCACAUCCGUUUGGGUCUAGACCAGGACCCCCAUCGCAUGGCAACGGCUAUUGUGGCAGCAAUGACGGACCACGCACAAACCGUGCAACGAGUCCCUACCCCCUGCACCUUAGCGGGACCCACGUCGGCUGCCUGCAUCAGCCUCCUGAAGGGCACGGUCGGCAAGACAGUGGGAAGAGGCCACACGAGCACAGUCCACCUGUCUCAUGAGGACCCCAACUUUGUCAUCAAACAGGUCAAGGUGGAGCACGAGGCAGACUUUCGGAAAGAAUUGCAUCGUGUUACACGACUUCCGCCUCUCUCCGUGAUCAACACCAUCUACGCGGCAGACGGCCCGAGGGCACUCAUGCCGCGCCUUUGGUCAGCUCCCCGUCCUCUCACCGGGGACACAGUCCAGCGACUCAAAUUUGACAUCGCGGCUGCACUGCAGAUGCUGCAUUCAGCCCAAAUCGUUCAUGGGGACGUGCACGCGGACAACAUCAUGGUCCGGCACCAACCGGCCAGUUUCGUACUGAAUGACUAUGGCGGCUGCUCGGGCGAGGCCAUCUACCCCUUGAGUAAUGGCUACGGCGCCAAGGGCUAUGGAGGCGAUCUACAUCGUCCACCAACCCUAGAAGAUCCACCCGCCCCGGUCCGGACGGCGCAUGGGGAUUUCUACAGGCUGAGCCAAACGAUCCUCAAACAGUUCCUGUCGGAUGAGGAGCCUACCAAACGACGCAAGGGCAGUGGCGUCAAUGACGGAGUCAGCAGAGGAAUUCCUAGCCACAUGAAGCGAGAAUUGCAACUGUGGCUGGAGCGGGACCAAUGGCCACAGCCCAUCUAUCCCAACUCCCCCUUCCCUGCUGGCUCCUGGACGGACUCUGCCUUCAACCCCGCUGUCACUGUGCAUGCUGGCCUGUGGAGAGCCAACGGGGAGCUCCGGACAGAUACCGCCACCUUUGCCAGAUCAGACGACAAGUUUGGCAACAACAACGGCUCACUGGUUCCGGAAAAGUCCGAUCCGUCAGAUCUCACACCUGGCCUUGGCUCCUGGGAAAAGUCUGCUGUUUGGGCCAAGUUCUACCUUUCUACGGAAUUGAGGACAUGUGGCCGCCAUCUCCGGUAUGUAUACCAAGAGAUCUUUCCCUGGGAAUCCUACUCCAACCAGGACGGCUACUUGGUGCUGGACAAGCCCCCUCCUCCGCCUCCGACCAAGCCAAUCGAGCCGAAGGAAGAGGCGGUGCAUCGCCUCCAUCUCCCACCUCUCCUGCGAACCGUCCCGCCAUGGAAGCUGUCGCAGCGGGAGCCCCCACGUGCUGCUACCGAGCUGCCAGGCAUCUGGGGAGAACCUCCCGCCCGCCCUGCGGAGGACCAAAACCCCUCGCAGACAAUUUCUGCCCAACGCCAGCCCCCGCCCCAGCCCAUGCCGGCUACCUUUGACCCACCGGAAUCAGCGCCUCCUUUUAACAUAGUCAUGAAGGAAGCUCAGGUCUACGACCCGAAUGCCAGAUUCCGAGCGAUGGCAGCCUCAGGAGGCAGCGAUGUCCCUUUCGACACCAAGGGCCACAUGCUCCAGUCUGGCGAUGCUUUUGUGGCUCGAGAUCUCGCAAGGACUCCCAAACCAGGAUCUCGCAAAAACACCAUAGAGGAUUGGUCUCGAAGCCUUCACACUGCCGCGGACUUGCUGCGUGGAGUCGCGGGGGAUAUGCAGGCCUACCCAGAUCGCUUCCUGGAAGAGUGCCCCUUCCCGAGACCCCCACCGCCCUAA